AUGCUGAAAGAACUCUCAAGUGUUGUCCAGAUUCAGUGUGAGCCUGUAGUGACUGACACCCACCUCGGUCUCAGCUUUGCCACCUCCCUAGAUUCCGGAACCUAUUGUUUCCUUAAGGUAAAAGCUCAGCUAGAAGAAAAAGAAGGGAAAACCUUUGAUGUCUUCACUGCAGUGGAGUUUAAAACUCAGGUGGUUGCUGGAACAAACUACUUCAUCAAGGUCCAUGUUGGGAAUGAGGAGUUCAUGCACCUGCGGGUGUUCAAGAGCCUCCCCCACGAGAACGAGCAGCUGAGCCUCCACAGUUACCAGGGCAGCAAGGCAAAGCACGAUGAACUGGCUUACUUCUAGCAACCUUCUCUGCUGUGUUUCCCUAGUUGGUUCUUAUGUGCAUUUCCUACAGGCUGCAAAAUGUUGAUUCCUGUGCCAACAAAAGCAGAAAAAAAAGUGUCUUUUUUAUCAUAGGGAAAAAAUAAAUUUCUUUUAUGCCAUUCCCUUCCUUUGCAAUCUCCAAAUCUGAGAAUCACAGGGUUUUCCUAUUACCUGCACUAAUGUAAACCCUACUUUUAUUGCAACUUUACUUGGCUUUAGUGCAUCUUAACCAGAAUACUGUGGCUAAGUCCUGUUUUUGAACAUCCUUGGUCUGGAAAUUGGAAGGGGAAUGGCACCAGCACUCAUAUAUUUGCAGCAAGGAGCAAGAAGAAAACCUCAGUCUUUUCGGUUCUGUUUUGCAACUGUGAAUAUAUGUGAUUUAAACAUCUAGAUUUAAACUGUACUUCGUAUUUUAUGGGCAAAGACCUGAUGAGAGACUCGAAUUGAAGCAGUUUUGCAAGGAAGAGAAAGAGGCUUACAGUAGUUUGAAACAAACAUUCCCUUGGUAAUCAUGCUCAUCCUCUUGCAGCAGUAGCAUGUAAUGUCCCGUAGAGGGUGUGUGAGUUUAAAAUACCAAACCAGCUUGCUUAUGUUCUUGGUCCUAUGGAAAAGUCCAGGAAAGGAACUUAAGCAGGACAAGCAUUUCUGCAUUUAUAAUAAUAAACAUUUCUUUUGACUUGAAA
Cyanistes caeruleus (blue tit) is the source of this 1052-nucleotide messenger RNA. The record is from RefSeq and is a predicted model, not a curated record. Lineage: Eukaryota; Metazoa; Chordata; Aves; Passeriformes; Paridae.